AUGCAGAAAUUGUUGCAGCUAGCUGCUGCGCUUCUCCUCUCGGGUCUUCCAGAGGCCCUUUCCGGCCAUAAUCACACUUCUUGCCGCUGCAAACCUGAAGAGAAAUGUUGGCCCUCGCCUCAUCAAUGGAAAGCCUUGAACGAAUCUGUUCACGGCAAUCUUGUUGCUGUUAGACCUGUCGGUAACGUAUGUCAUGACCCGACUUAUGAUCCAGAGGCAUGCGCGAGAACAAAAAACAUUACGCAUAACUCCUUCUGGAGAGUGGAACAGCCAGGCGCAGUUCAAUUCACCAACUGGGAAACCUGGCUCGCUCGCAAGGAGAGCUGCUACGUUGACACCCCGCGUGGUGACGCUUGCGACCAAGGUCGAGUAUCGCUGUAUUCCGUUCUUGUCGAGUCGCCUUCGCAGAUACAGAGCGCUGUCCGUUUCGCACGAAAACACAAUCUUCGGUUGGCCAUUAAGGCAUCUGGUCAUGACUUUCUCGGCAGAUCAUCUGCGCCAGACUCGCUGCAAAUCUCAACUUACCGAAUGAAAGACAUUAUUUUCACCGACGACUUCGUGCCGAAAGGAUGUAAAACGGGCGGGAAGGGAUCUGCUGUUACCCUCGGAGCUGGAGUGGUGCUAACUGACUUGUACAAGGCUUUAUCCAAAAAAGGGGUUGUUGCUGUUGCAGGUCUAGCUCAUACUGUGGCCGCACCAGGGGGUUACAUCCAGGGUGGUGGCCACUCACCUCUCGGCCCGUGGAAAGGGAUGGCAUCAGAUAAUGCACUUGAAUUCGAGGUUAUAACUCCAAAGGGAGAUCUUAUCACCGUCAACGAAUUCCAAAACAGUGAUCUAUUCUGGGCCCUACGAGGUGGUGGAGGAGGGACAUUCGGUGUUGUUGCCAGCGUCACAAUUCGAACAUGGCCCGACCCGCCAAUGGUACUAGGGAGUGUCAAUAUUUCCACCUCGCUCGAUAACAGCAAGGGUUACUGGGCUGCUGUAAAGGAAUUGCAUGCAGCUUUGCCGGAAUUGAGUAAAAAUGGAGCUUCAGGAUACUACUUCAUUGUCCCUCAAAGCCCUCCACUGCCCGACAUUGGCUCCGUCUCUGCUGUCGUUAUGGCUUUGAUGUUUGCUGACCAAGACGAUCAGGCCGCUGUCGAGCGCCUAUUGCAGCCAUUAACCGCAGCCGUCAAUAAGCUCGACAAUGUUACAAUAUCCACCUCCACCAUCGCCUCACCAAGAUCCAACGAAAUGAUUGUCAGCUUGCUUCAAGGAGAUGCUGAUGACACCGGCAACGCAAUCGCAAUUGGAUCCCGUCUAAUAUCUCGUGAUUUUUUGGUUUCAUCAGAUGGACCCGCAAAGCUCUCUGAUGCUCUCUCACGCCUUGAUUCCCAGCGUGGGAGCGUUAUCACAGGCCACCUCGUGGCCGGCGGACAAGUUGCCAAAAACGCUGGAAAGGUCAACAGCGCGCUGAACCCGGCAUGGAGGAAGGCGCUGACGCACAUUACUUUCGGUUACUCGUGGCCUUCUAGUACCCCAUUCCAUGAGCAGCAGAAGAUAUAUGAGAAGAUUACGAAGGUUGAGGUUCCGAUUCUCAGGUCGCUGGAACCUGGUCAGAUGGGUUCCUACUUGAAUGAAGCUGAUUCCCAUGAGUCGGACUUCCAGGAAUCCUUUUGGGGUGAGAACUAUGAGCGGUUGUAUGCCGUUAAGCAGAAAUGGGAUCCGACUGGGCUUCUCAUAUCCCGUCGAGGUGUGGGAAGUGAGGACUGGGAUGAUGAUGGGUUGUGUCGUGUUAACUAA
Messenger RNA from Histoplasma capsulatum G186AR, 1782 nucleotides. RefSeq names its product FAD binding domain-containing protein. Gene Ontology annotation, molecular function: FAD binding; oxidoreductase activity. NCBI's taxonomy places the organism in Eukaryota, Fungi, Ascomycota, Eurotiomycetes, Onygenales, Ajellomycetaceae. The coding region runs from base 1 to 1782 and encodes 593 amino acids. The transcript is spliced from 2 exons. The record is from RefSeq and is a predicted model, not a curated record.